UACCUAAGCGCUCACUAUUUAAAAUUAUUUAAAAAGAAUUUUUAAGAAUUCUAUUCUAUACUUUUCUUAAUUCAAGGUUGAUUCAAUGACAUCUUAUCUCAAAAGAGCUUUUGAAAGACAACUGUAGCCUGUUCUCCGAUCUACAUAUUACAAGAUUCCAUAUCUUAUCUCUGCGAUCGAACGUCAAACAACGUGCUUCAAGCACUUGCUAUCUCCUUUGGAUCGUACUUUUAAUAAGCGGCACGGCUGAAUUAGCUUCUGAUUCUGCACAAGUGAUUCAUUAUUCCUCAUUAUACUUUUAAUGCGAAAAGUUUGAAAUGGCUUCUUCGGAUCAUAUUGCUAUUUUGAGUGUGUCGGAUAAAACAGGCUUAGUAAGCUUUGCAACAAAAUUGUCCUCUGUUGGUUUAAAAUUGGUUGCUUCUGGUGGAACUGCAAAGGCCUUGCGAGAUGCUGGUUUACAAAUAAGGGAUGUAUCUGAAUUGACAGGAGCUCCAGAAAUGUUGGGUGGACGAGUAAAAACUUUACACCCAGCUGUUCAUGCAGGAAUUUUGUCAACAAAAUCUGAGAAAGACAAAGCAGAUAUGGUUAAGCAAGGCUAUGAUUUUGUCAGUGUGGUGGUCUGUAAUCUAUACCCAUUUGUACGUACAGUUUCGAAACCGGAUGUUACUGUUGCUGAUGCUGUGGAAAAUAUAGACAUAGGAGGUGUAACAUUAUUGCGUGCUGCUGCAAAAAAUCAUGACCGUGUUUUGAUUAUCUGUGAUCCAUCUGAUUAUUCAUUGGUAACUGAUGCUAUAGAUAAAAGUGGUGACAACUCAUUCAGUUCUUUAUUAGGAGAUAGCAAUUUAGAGCUUAGAAGACAGCUUGCUCUAAAGGCAUUUAACCAUACAGCUGAAUAUGAUGCUGCAAUAUCGGACUAUUUUCGACGAGAAUUCAGCAGAGGAGUGUCCCAACUUCCUUUGAGGUAUGGCAUGAAUCCUCAUCAAAAGCCUGCUCAGAUUUUUACCACAGAGAAGGAACUUCCAUUUAAGGUACUGAAUGGAUCCCCUGGCUUCAUCAACCUCUGUGAUGCAUUGAAUGCGUGGCAGCUUGUUUCCGAACUCAAGCAAAGCUUAAAUCUUCCUGCUGCAGCCUCUUUUAAACAUGUUAGUCCUGCUGGCGCUGCAGUUGCUGUUCCAUUAUCUCAUGAAGAUGCAAAAGUAUGCAUGGUUGAUGAUAUAUUUAAAGAUUUGACCCCAAUGGCUACCGCUUAUGCUAGAGCACGAGGUGCUGACAGAAUGUCAUCAUUUGGAGAUCUGGUUGCACUUUCUGACACUUGUGAUUUAAUUACUGCAAAAAUCAUAUCUAGAGAGGUUUCAGAUGGAAUUAUCGCUCCUGGAUAUGAUGCUGAUGCAUUAGAAAUAUUGAAAAAGAAAAAAAGUGGUGGAUAUUGUAUAUUACAGAUGGAUCCAUCAUUCAAACCUCAUGACAUGGAGGCAAGAACUUUAUUUGGUUUGACUCUAUCUCAAAAGCGAAAUGAUGCAGUAAUAGACAGAACGUUAUUUACAAAUAUUGUGUCAAAGAAUAAAACACUGUCUUCUGAUGCAAUUCGUGAUUUGAUUGUUGCUACAUUAGCUGUGAAGUACACUCAGUCAAACUCAGUCUGUUAUGCUAAAAAUGGGCAGGUGAUUGGGACUGGUGCAGGACAGCAAUCCAGAAUACAUUGCACAAGAUUAGCUGGUGAUAAAGCUAAUAUUUGGUGGUUGCGUUAUCAUCCUAAAGUUUUAGGAAUGGAAUUUAAAAAAGGUGUUAAAAGGGCUGAAAUUUCUAAUGUUAUUGACAAUUAUGUUGGUGGUACUGUUGGAAAAGAUAUGCCUCUUCAAACUUUCCAAAAUUCAGUUGUGAAUGCUCCAGCACUUUUAACUGAGGAAGAAAAGCUUGUCUGGAUCAAGCAACUUAAUGGAGUCUGCUUAAGCUCAGAUGCAUUUUUCCCUUUCAGAGACAACAUUGAUAGGGCUCGUCAGAGUGGUGUUUCUUACAUUGUCAGUCCUGCUGGUUCUACUAAUGAUCAGUGUGUCAUUGAAGCUUGUGAUGAAUAUGGAAUAGCUUUGGUUCACAGCAAUCUUCGCCUCUUUCAUCACUGAAGCCAUUUCUUCGGAAAAAACUUUUGUUAAUUCAUUUUGCUAUAUCAAAGUAUAUAUUAUUUUUACAUUAAAUGAGUUUGUAAUGAGUUUUGAAUCAAUUUAUAAAUGUUUUUAAUAAAUAGUUUAAAAACUUCAUUUGUUAUUAA
Uloborus diversus is the source of this 2266-nucleotide messenger RNA. RefSeq names its product bifunctional purine biosynthesis protein ATIC-like. Gene Ontology annotation, biological process: 'de novo' IMP biosynthetic process. Bases 318 to 2120 code for a protein of 600 amino acids. NCBI's taxonomy places the organism in Eukaryota, Metazoa, Arthropoda, Arachnida, Araneae, Uloboridae. Gene Ontology annotation, cellular component: cytosol. The record is from RefSeq and is a predicted model, not a curated record. Gene Ontology annotation, molecular function: IMP cyclohydrolase activity; phosphoribosylaminoimidazolecarboxamide formyltransferase activity. The transcript is spliced from 17 exons.